AGAUACAUACAUACACAUGCAAAAUUUAAUGAAUCAAUUAUUAUUGAAAAUUGUCUUUAAAAGUACUGUAGUGCUUCAAUAAGGUCACGCAACUAUAUGUAUACCAACUGCUUAAUUUAGAAACUGUAAAAUUAAUAAGUAAAAGAUACGAAGCAAAGUGUUUCUGAAACAUGUGAAAAUUGGAUAUUCUCGGGUUCUUUUUUGAACUCGCAUCAACUUGGCUAAUGGAAACGUAAAAACCUAGUUAUCAUCACAUCUUUUUUGCUCAUACUUCAGCAAUGAUCAGCUUAGAGAAAAAAAUAAAUCAAAAAUUUCAAUGUCUUGGCAUUCGCAGCUUAUCUUAUAAUUAUAUGGAAUAUUUAUAAAUAAUUGGUAAUGCGGAAUAUUUUCGGUUAUCCAGUAAACAGGAAAGAGGAAUUUUUCGUAUGAUAUAUAAAACGAAUUCUCUCAUUAAACCUCACCCGUUAUCCGUUUACAUUAUCACUGCAUAUGGUCAUGUUUCAUGUUAUACAACGUCUAUAAACAUCUGGAAGAGAAAUUUUGACUUUCAUUUUAUCAUUUUUAUAUUUUAAUAAUGAUUUCGAAAAUGUUCCUUAGUCUUCCCAUUUAUUUCUUUCGGCCCGUUCUGGAAUGUAAGAAAACGCCAUUAAGUUCAAGGGAAGAAUCACAAACGCUUAAUUUUACAUAAUUUUAAAACUCCUUUACGGACUUUUCUCAACAAAAUGUGAGCUUCAAUGAACAAUCAUUUUAUUUGUUGAAUUAUUUUCUCUUACUCCGUGUGUGCUUUGAAAUUAGCUGUAAAUUAAUCUGAAAAUCAAAUGGAGUUCCAUUUUCAAUUGCAAACACUUUGAAUUACGAGGACACAACAAUCUUAAGCCCUGUGUAAUUUUUACCUUUACACAAUCUCUAGCAUUCAAUUCAUUUCUGUACUUCUAUCCAUAUUUUAUAUAUUCGCCUAUGACUUAAUAUCGAAAUUUAUUCGUCGACAAAGUAAUGUUAGUAAAAGCAAAACACGUUUGAAAGAAAAUGUUUUCAUUCCUAUCGUUUUUUGAUAAAAUUCAAAUUUAUUUAAAUUUUACUUGAUACAAAGCUUAAUAAUCGGAAGACGCGCUAUCAUUGUCUUUAGUCUUUUGCCAUUUAUCAGAAAGCACAUGGAUGCCUUUGCGGUAGAAACUUGAUCGUUUGAAGAUGAAAUGGCCAUCGACCACCUACCUGCUAAAUAUGACUGCAUCGAUCUAAAUAAGUGACAAGCGGAAGGGCUAGGCCUGGAGAACGUAGCGGGUGCGGUGAAUUUUCCCAGACUAAGCUGAAAAUUGUCUUCUUGAUUGUUUUUGCGUGCGACAGACGGACGUAUGCGAAUUUCCAUUAUUUCCUUGCCGAAAAUCUUUUGUCCAAAAUCUCGCAAACAAAUUUCUAACCACUUCGUAGCAUACUGCAUAUCGAUUCAAAGCCAACUUACUAAUUUCCGUAGGUUCAGCUUCUUUUUUUUUCUGGGUUAAUUCAGUUAAAAAACAGAAAUGGUAUCCAUGUCUUUAAACUUUACUCUGUAUUGAAUGACAACUUGUAAACAACUCACACUUACGUCUUACAUAUCUAAUUUAUAUAUACAUGAAAUUGCAUAUAAAUUGAACGCGUUAGGUAUAUUUUUUGAAGCCAUCAAUUUCAGCGGAAGAAAUUUAUUUAUACGAUUAAUGCUUAGACAAAGUCCUCUUUCGAUUUCCAACAUUUUAGGUGAGGAUUACAGGUCUCGAACACAAACGCUUGCUUUAUGCUCGAUUAACAAAUUCAUCAGCUCCCCCUUUAGAGAUUAUUUUAUGAACUUGAAAAUAUUUUUUAUUACGCACAAAUCGUAACUGUUGCGCAAAGAAAAAUAUUGUUUAUUACAGUAACUGUAAUUGUAACUGUCGCACAUUUUGCAAUAUUUAUUUGUAUAAUGCGUUGAACUACACUUGAGAGCAAAGACAUCGAACAGCUCCUCCAUUUUCACUUCGAACCUAAAUACUUAUUAAGUUCAACUUGGAUUGCAAACAUAAGUCAAGUUAAAAUAAAAUACACACUGUUAGUUUCUGAGAAACACUAUGUUAAUUCCUUCGGCCUUCUUUGGCUAGUCUUCGUCUAACCGUCCGCCGACUAAACUUUCACUACUUUAACUACUCUGCUCGAAAUGCUACCCGACUUGAACUGCAUUCAACUAACUAACGAUUGCAUAGUGAUGUUGGUGCCAGUAUAGGAUCAUCAGGCAGUGUUGUACGUCCUCGCCGCCGAAUAUAGCCAUUGGUCUUUUGAUAUCGCUGAUAUAUUCGUCGAACAGCAUAUCGACUUAAAUUUAGAUGUCGUGUCGCUUGGCUUUGAUUCUGUCCAGCUUUAAUCAGUGUAACCACUUGAGACGCUGUUCCUGCUUUGGUAUACAUUUUCUUUCUCCAAAUAGUCUCGUAUACGAUAAGCAACCUUUCAAACUGUAAGUUGAUCUGCAAAUAUGAAGCGCUAACUGAAGCGAGCGGCUUUCUAUUCUAUUAUUGACACUGUAAUGAUUUUGAAGGUCAAGGAUUCGAAGUGAAAAUGUAGGGCAAGUGCGAUUUUUUUGCUCAUUGUGGCUAUAAUUUAUUGCCCCAGGUACGUAUACAUAGGCAUAUUUUAUCUUUGGUUUUUUUUUUCUCAUAUUUUUAUUUUAUUAAUUUUCUUUUAAAUUCUGUUUAUUUUACAAGGUUUUUUCUAGAUUUUUAUUCUUCUUUUUUUAUUAGUUUUUGUUUGAUUUUGUAAACUUCGUAGGAUUAAGAGUAUCGAAAAUUCUUCAAUUCAUAUGGGUGAAAAUGACGAAAAAGAUAAUGAUAAAGAAAACGAUAAACAAGAUGAAGAAAAAAAAGAAGAGGAAAAAGUUGAAAAUACCGAUAUUAUUACUAUAUUUGAAAGGAAAAAUUCAUUGUGUGAAGAUAUAGCAGAGCCAACUAAUUUACCUGAAGUAUUAUAUGAUAAUUGUAAUUUACCUGCUAUAUUGCCGAGCGAAGCCAGUAUUAAUGAUUCCGUGAAUCAAACAAACAUUGAAUAUGUGACAUCACCACGCAAACCUGAACUAGAUCUCAAUUCUGGGAACGCAAUCUCAGAAGGCGAUAUUGUUAAUAAUUGCACUACUAAUACUAAUAAAAUUGAAAUUGAAUGUGAUCAGUGCAACACUCCAUUGAGUGAUAUUGGAUUGGAUUUGAGAACUAUUAGCCCUCUAACGGAUUGUGAAAGUAAAAGUUCCAUUAAUCUUAAAUGCAUUUAUGCAGAGCAGAACUCCGUUAGCAGUCUUCGAAGCGAUGAGGAUUCGAUAAGUAAAUCGAGUGAAAAUUCUGGAGAUUUAAUACGAACAAGCGGUGAAGCAUAUUUAUCUUCGGAAAAACCAAAAAAUAGUACACGUCUUUCAGAACGCGUUAAAAAGAGAUCUUGGUAUAAUGUUUUGUAUCCGAAUUAUAAGUCGCGUUCACAGGAUUUUAAAAAGCUUUUUAAGGAUGUGCCGAGUGACGAACGUCUAAUCGUUGAUUAUUCUUGUGCUCUGCAAACGAGCCUUCUCUUACAAGGUCGUUUAUAUAUAUCGCAAAAUUACGUAUGCUUUCAUGCCAAUAUUUUUGGCUGGGAGACUUGUUUAAUUAUUAAGUGGAAAGACGUUACUUCUAUAACUAAAGAGAAAACUGCUCUUGUUAUACCGAAUGCUAUUUCGAUUUGCACUUUAAAAGAAAAGUAUUUUUUCUCUUCGUUUACAACACGUGAUAAAACUUUUUUGAUACUCUUUCGAGUAUGGCAAAACACAUUGAUGAACAAACCUAUGCUGCCGCAAGAAGUAUGGCAAUUGGUGCAUAAUUAUUACGGCGAUGAAUUAGGUCUAACUACGGACGAUGAAGAUUAUAUAGAUCCAACAACCGAUUCCACAUUAAAUGAUAACGAUGGCACUAGUGUUGAAUUUGUAUCAGCGUUAGACGAUACGAAUUCAUUGAGUAUAACGAUCAAUGCAAGUUCCCUAGAUACCAAACUCAAUUUAGAAAUUAAUCAGGUGGAGAAUUCUAGCGGCAGCAGUGCCUCAAAUACGAGCAGUGUCAGUAGUGGCGGCAGUUUUAAAAAUAUACAAGGCAGAGCAAAAGAAUUCAUGUCUAAAGCAGAAGGAUGCAGUGGUAGCACCUUUGCAGAUGACGAGCCAUUGCAAAGUUCGGGCCAGAUUAAUAGAGCUACAGGUGGUGGCAGUAGUGGCAGUGGCGCGGGGGCUGCAGAUGCUAAACACACUUCUCAAACGUUCGAUGGCAAGCGUAAAAUGCCGAAAAACACCCGCCAACGGGAUGAUAGUUUAUGUAAAAAAUCGGAGACUAUUCCAACCGAUAUGUCUGACUCUAGCGAUUCAGAAGAAAAUAAUAUUCCAUUUGUUGCUACAGCUGAAUGUAAUUCUCCACAUGAAGGGCGACAAUUGGUUCAUACAAUUUUACCCAUCAACAUUGAAACAUUGUUUAAUUUGCUGUUUGCAAAGUCGAAAUUCCUAAUAGACUUUCAUGCAAUGAGAAAAUCCACCGAUCUAUCAUUAGGUGAAUGGACAAUAAACGAUGAAGGGCAGAAAACACGUAGAGUAAACGUUACCGUGCAAUUGUCUGCUUCGGUUGGUCCAAAAACGUCAAAGGUUACUGAGUUUCAACUGAUGCGUGAUUGCAGUAAAUCGGGUGAACUUUACUCUAUAGAUGUAAAUAACGUCAACGUAGGCAUUCCAUAUGCGGAUAGUUUUAAUGUUCUAGUCCACUAUUGCUUGGUCAAAACUGUUGAUGAUCAUACAAUGCUGUCUGUCCAUGCUCAAAUUAAAUACAAGAAAUCUAUUUGGGGUGUUGUUAAAGGCUUUAUCGAGAAGAAUACUUGGGCUGGCCUUGAGGACUUUUAUACAGCUCUAUUGCAUUCAUUACAAAACGAGACUAAUAUUCCUCCGGCGAAAGGAAAGGGACGUAGACCGCGCAGGGGUACAGCUGCACAAGUACGUCCCUUGGAGGACUUGCCAACGCCGCAAUUGAAAUCCGAUCCUCCUGAAAAAUUUCAUACAUUGCAUGCGUUAACUGCGAAAUCAACGACGGAUAGUCCCACAAUUGCUAUUGAAUCACCUACCAAGUACAAAUGGUUGUCUAUAUUCGUCCUCAUGCUUCUGUGCUUUCUUAUCGGAGUCAAUGUCAUAUUGUUAUUGAGACUUUGGAAACUUGAAGAACGAAUCGACGAAGAUAUGACUAAACGAGCACGUUUAGCAAAUUUAGCGGCACUUAAGCAGAUGCCAAAAUCGCACGAUGAAUGGAUGGAAUUGUUGCGUCAACAAGAGAACUUACAUGAAACCGAAUUGAAAAAGUGGCAUAUGGUGCUGCAGACUGCCAUUGAGUUACUCAAAAAGGUGAGCGUGGUUUGUCAAACGAUAAUGCGAAAUGAUAGCAUCGCACAGCAAAUUGAUCAAUUCAAAGAUGAGCUUUAAUUGCCAUAAAUUGUUUAUGAGACCAUAAUUUUGCUUUUCAAUUUAUUACAUUUCCAUUAUAUGAUGUCUAUAAUGAAUAUUUCGUGACUAUAUAGUAUUUUUAAAAAAUUAUUUUUAUACAAUUUAGAAAACUUAUUCAUAUAUGUAAAAAAACAAAAAACAAAAAAAGAAUUUUUACUUACUCUUAUAAUGAAUGUGCCGAUAUAUAAUGCAUUAGUUAGGCGUGCAUGCCCAUCCAUUUUUGCGAUAAAUCGGCACUUAAACAAAAAAGUACGAAUACUUAUGUUUUCAAAACGAAAUUUGUUGAACGAAAAAGAAAAGGGAGAAAAGGAGAAAAAGAUGAUGAAUUGUGUUGUUCUAUCUUUUACAAAUAGCUUUGCAAUUAAGACAUUACUGCAUGAAGAAUAACUGAGUCUGUAGGCGAUUUCGAAUAGUUUAGUUUUUAUAGACUUUUCAAUAUUCAAUAUGAAUUUUGUUUACUCACGUAUCUAGUGUAGAUUUUUGCUAUCAUUUUAUGUAUGUAAAUUUCUUGAUUUCUUUUUUUAUUUUUCCUUUUUUUUUUUUUAUUUAUGUAUAUUUUGCAGACUGAGAAAACUUUAGUCGAACUCUUGCUUCGCUAAAUUUCGGUAGACCAAAGUGGUUGCCUACACAUUGUUUCGAUGAAAUCACAAAUUAAGAAAUGGAAGGUGGGUUGGGGACAAAUUGUUUUCUGAGAAUGCAAUAUCUUAGAUUGCAUUCGCUCGGUCCCAACGUAAAAUUAAUUAUUAAUUAUCGGUAUUUUUUCCUAUUUAUGUUUUUAUUUAUUGGCUUAUUUCGUUGAUUGUUUUU
This is a messenger RNA of Glossina fuscipes, 6289 nucleotides long. RefSeq names its product protein Aster-B (gene GramD1B). Bases 2801 to 5461 code for a protein of 886 amino acids. NCBI's taxonomy places the organism in Eukaryota, Metazoa, Arthropoda, Insecta, Diptera, Glossinidae. The record is from RefSeq and is a predicted model, not a curated record. Gene Ontology annotation, cellular component: plasma membrane; endoplasmic reticulum membrane; endoplasmic reticulum-plasma membrane contact site. Gene Ontology annotation, molecular function: sterol binding; sterol transfer activity. The transcript is spliced from 10 exons. Gene Ontology annotation, biological process: intracellular sterol transport.